Messenger RNA from Plasmodium gonderi, 387 nucleotides. RefSeq lists its product as hypothetical. NCBI's taxonomy places the organism in Eukaryota, Apicomplexa, Aconoidasida, Haemosporida, Plasmodiidae. The record is from RefSeq and is a predicted model, not a curated record. Bases 1 to 387 code for a protein of 128 amino acids. The transcript has 2 exons.
AUGUUAAAUCUCAUACCCAAAAGAGUUGUUUCCAACACUUUGCUCUAUGGAAAAAGGCCAAUUCAGAGAAUUCGUGUUGGGAAAGAUAAGAAUGUUUUGGAAUUAAGCCUAAGUGAUGUAAAUACAAUUUAUGACGAUAUCGAUGAAAAGACACAUUUACAUAAUAAAGACUACAACCCUUUGAAGUAUCAUAGAUAUGUGAAGUACAAAAUAGCUGCCUUAAAUCUAAUUGAAGCACAUAAAAAUGAAGAAAACAAAAAAACAGCACUAACAAAUAUUACAUGGUAUGCAAAAAUUAGGGACUAUUUUUUUAUACACUUUUGCAAGAAUCAAAUUGAAUUAAAAGAAAAAAUUGCUCCAAAAUUUUUUUACCCAAUGGAAAAGUAG